Messenger RNA from Fusarium tjaetaba, 597 nucleotides. RefSeq lists its product as uncharacterized. Gene Ontology annotation, biological process: ubiquitin-dependent protein catabolic process. The record is from RefSeq and is a predicted model, not a curated record. The transcript has 2 exons. Gene Ontology annotation, molecular function: ubiquitin protein ligase activity. NCBI's taxonomy places the organism in Eukaryota, Fungi, Ascomycota, Sordariomycetes, Hypocreales, Nectriaceae. Gene Ontology annotation, cellular component: cytoplasm. Bases 1 to 597 code for a protein of 198 amino acids.
AUGGCUACUCAGUACGAAGUCGAACACAAUGUCAAGUUUGCCGAAGGUCGCCGCUCAGGCCGUCGCGUAGACAUGUCAUCAUUCUUCUCCCUCCUCGAUCAGAUCGCCGAACCUUCAGGCAGCCAAACUCCUCAUCACAACCCACACGCCACGCCCACCCCCGUAGAUACGGCUGCUCUCUUCCGCCUCCUCCAGGAACAGCUACACCUGCUGCACACAACUGCUCCUACAGACGAUAACCGAGAUUUCCUAGAGUCUCUGAUAAUGAAUCUCGAAGAUGAUAUCAACGACCCACCCACUCGCUUGCAUGGCGUGUCGCAAGAGUUCGUUGACUCAAUCGACCGUGUUAAUCGCAAAACCCUCAAGAAAGAUGACGACUGCGCCAUCUGCAAGGUUCCCUAUUUAGAAGACGAGUAUUGCCUAGUUGUUGAGCUUCCCUGCAAAGGAGGCCAUCGAUUUGAUCUUGAGUGCGUUGGACCUUGGUUGCGCAGCAAGGGUACAUGUCCCAUGUGCCGUCAAGACUUGGGGAAGAAGAAGGAGGUCCCUGCAGUGCAGGAUGAUGAUGAGGAGGAGGACGGCGACAUGAUGUACGCCUAG